Messenger RNA from Dendroctonus ponderosae (mountain pine beetle), 888 nucleotides. RefSeq names its product ATP synthase mitochondrial F1 complex assembly factor 2. Bases 32 to 829 code for a protein of 265 amino acids. The record is from RefSeq and is a predicted model, not a curated record. Gene Ontology annotation, cellular component: mitochondrion. Lineage: Eukaryota; Metazoa; Arthropoda; Insecta; Coleoptera; Curculionidae. Gene Ontology annotation, biological process: mitochondrial proton-transporting ATP synthase complex assembly. The transcript has 5 exons.
GUUUUGAGGGUUAGAUAACCUGCCAAAUAAAAUGUUUUGCACGAAACUACAUAAUUUAAAUGUUGCUGUUGUGCAAGCAGUGAGAAAAUACGCCACUCCAAGUCGAUUCUACAAAAAAAGCAGCAUCCUGAAAAGCGAUGGCAAGUUUGAAAUCACGUUGGACCAAAGGAAGUUAAAAACCCCGAAAGGAAGCCUUUUUUUGGUCGACAGUGAGCCCUUAGCCCUGGCAGUGGCCACAGAGUGGAACUCUCAAAAGGGCAAGAUAGUCCAAAGCAAAAUGCACAUUACGACAUUAUGCAAUACUGUCCUGGAUAACCCGAAUAAUCUCACCAAGUUGGACAUAGUGAAUUACAUAGUCAAUUGUUUGGACACGGAUACAGUCCUAUAUCAGGCAAAUGAGGAUGAGGACUUGAUGAAGUUUCAAAUCACUGAAUGGGACCCAGUGAUCGAAUGGUUCAACAAGAGAUUUAACGUGAAAUUAAAAAAGUCCGUCCAAAUGGACGUUUCGCCCGUUAGCGAAGAGGAUAAAACCACCUUAAUUAGGCACUUAAUGUCGUAUAACUUUGCAUCUGUUAACGGCUUCCUCUAUGGGGUAGAUACUUUGAAAUCUGUGAUACUCACAUUGGCAGCAAUCGACCGAUUUCUGACUCCAGAAAAGGCCGUUUUGUUGUCAAGGCUCGAGGAAGAAUACCAGUGCGGCAGGUGGGGCAGAGUGGAGUGGGCCCAUGACUUAAACCAACAAGAUCUUCAAUCCCGACUGGCUGCUGUGGUUCUGUUCGUCUACUUCAACUCUCAAUCAAUGAAAGUGCAGGAGAAGAACAAACCGUAGCUCCAAAUGUACAGGGCUUUUAUUUAAAGCUUGAACGUAUACUAUAAAGCAGUUAGCGA